Molecule: messenger RNA, 840 nt
Organism: Aureobasidium subglaciale EXF-2481
Lineage: Eukaryota; Fungi; Ascomycota; Dothideomycetes; Dothideales; Saccotheciaceae
Exons: 3
Coding region: 171-539 (122 amino acids)
Biological process (GO): transcription by RNA polymerase II
Cellular component (GO): RNA polymerase II, core complex
Molecular function (GO): protein dimerization activity
Source: RefSeq, a predicted model, not a curated record
AAAGUAUCCAUAUACCAACGAACUACUGCCAUCUCCCGUCGACACUUGCGCGUCUGCAUACUUAACAAGGAGCAUACUUAACGAUAACGCGACCAAACGCUCCUCUCGAAGAGCCGGCAUACCUUAUUCUCCCCCGUGCGCGAUAGCAGUUUCCCUGUGUUACUGCAGCCAUGAACGCACCCGACAGAUUCGAGCUCUUCCUCCUCGGCGAUGGCGAAAAGAAAGUGACCUGGGCACCCGAGACUCGCGUCCCUGACGCAGCAGUCUUCACCUUCAACAAGGAAGACCACACCCUUGCCAACCUUCUCCGCGCCAAACUCGCAAAGUCGCCAAACAUUCUCUUCUCAGCCUACAAAGUUCCUCACCCUCUCUUCGCAACCUUUGAACUGCGUGUUCAGACCGAUGGAUCUCUGUCACCAAAGGAUGCCGUCAUUCGCGCCUGUGGAGACUUGAUCCAAGAGUUGCAAAGACUGGACCAGGAGUUCACAAAGGAGUGGGAGUUGAAGAAGAUUGCUGGUCAAGGCCGUGAUGGACUUUGAAGAGCACGAAAGAGGAAGAAGUACAGCGAUGAUGGAGCAUUACAAUCAAGGAGUUUCGGGCGUUCAAUGUUGCUGCGAAUACAUAUGGAAGGGAAAGGCAACAUCACAUACACGUUCAAAAGAAUCAAAAGGAGGAGAGGCGGACAAAAAGAUCGAAGAAAAGGUUGCUGCCCUUUGAUUCGACCCUCGAAAGGUGCGAGGCAGAAGCGUCUGACCUCGCCUGCUCUAUUCGAUUAUGCUUAACUUUGCUCAUCAUGAAAGAUACCCAGACCAAAAUUAUCAAGCAAGACCAUCACACGAG